Molecule: messenger RNA, 5043 nt
Organism: Thlaspi arvense
Lineage: Eukaryota; Viridiplantae; Streptophyta; Magnoliopsida; Brassicales; Brassicaceae
Source: the annotation of a GenBank genome assembly
AUGUGUUACAUUGGAGCUUGGAGCUUGGUGAGAACUUGCUUGAUCUGUUUGGAGAAAAUUGAUCACUCCCCGAAGGUGUUUGAUAAAAUGGCCCAGCCAAUUGGUCCAAGGCUGUAUAGUUGCUGCAACUGCAGGAACCAUGUAGGACUUCACGAUGAUAUCAUCUCCAAGGCUUUUCAGGGAAGAACAGGGCGAGCUUUCCUCUUCUCCCACGCGAUGAACAUUGUGGUAGGAGCCAAAGAAGACCGGCAUCUUCUAACGGGUCUCCACACCGUGGCUGAUAUAUCUUGUGCUGACUGCAAUGAGCCGUUGGGCUGGAAGUACGAGCGAGCCUACGAGACCUCACAAAAGUACAAGGAGGGCAAGUUCAUAUUCGAAAAGGCUAAGAUUGUCAAGGAGGACUGCUUCACAUCUUCUUUUUAUUCGGAAAAAGGAAGAGAGAUGUAUCUGAAGAAGCCGAUAUGGAUCGAUGGCGCGUCAGCGACGCCGGCGAAUCCGUCGGAAUCGGAGAAUGGCGAAGAUUCAGACGCGGCGGCGAUGGUAGUUGAAGAGCUGGUGACUUCUCUGAAUACGCAGAGGCUUUACAGAGAGCUGACACUAUCCCUCCGGACCGGCUUACGCGAUGCUUGCGCUGAAUUCUCCUUCCUUCGAAUCCGCGGCCUUCGAUCUCUUCUCAAAACUCUCCGAUCUGUCGCGGAGUCAGAUUCCAUCAUUCGCCUCUUCUCUCACACCCAAACCAUCUCCGAUCUCCAACUGGUUCCGGUGCUCUUCCGACAUUCAUUGAAAGAAGCGGAGGAUGACAGAGUGACGAGCUUGGAUCACAUAUUCAGUGUGGAGCCGAUGAAGAUAACGAGUCCUUCCACGGAUGCUGAGGUCGCGGUUGCACUUAGGGUUCUUGAAGGAUGCUGCCUUCUCCAUCCUCAGAGCACUGUUCUGGCUCACAAGCACGGCGCAGUGCGCGUAAUGAUGAAUGUAUUAUCAACACGAGGAGUACUUGAGCAAGGUGCUUGCUUGGAUGCCUUAAUCUCAAUAUUGCUGGAUUCAUCAGCAAAUCAGGUGGAUUUUGGAGCCUGCAAUGGUAUAGAGGAGGUUGCAAUGCUCAUGCGAGACAAACAAGCUGAUGAAAACCUCAGGUUGAGAUGCGGAGAGUUUUUGUUACUGUUAGUUGGACAUGUGAAUGGGAAGGAUCGAUCCCCGAUUGCGAGUGUAAAUGAAGACAUCAGGCGCCUUCUUGGUGAGAAAUCGGCUUCUUUAAUAUGGGCGGCGAGUCAAUUCGGUUCAACACGUGACCCUGAACAAAGAAUCACUGCUCUUCACAUCCAGGCUGGUAGAGUGCUCGAGUCCCUCGACUUAUCCAACUCCGAACGAAGAGGAGGAAGAAGAAAGAUGAGUGACGAAACGGCGUCGUCUCCGUCUCCGUCAACGGCGAAUAAGAAGGAGAGUUUGGGAUGGAUGGAGUGGAUGAGAGGAUGGAGCAGCGUUUUCCAGGAGAUUCUCUUCCAGAGGAUCACGGCGUCUCAUUUGGAGAACCCUCUCCCUCUUCCUCCCGUCAACGACCUCACUUGCGUUGUCACUGGCUCCACCAGCGGCAUUGGCCGCGAGACCGCUAGGCAGCUUGCAGAGGCUGGUGCUCAUGUUGUGAUGGCCGUGAGGAACACAAAGGCGGCUCAUGAGCUGAUACAACAAUGGCAGAACGAGUGGUCUGGUAGGGGUCUCCCACUUAACAUCGAGGCAAUGGAACUUGAUCUUCUUUCACUGGAUUCUGUCGCAAGAUUUGCCGAUGCUUGGAACUCCCGGUUAGGACCUUUGCAUGUUCUAAUUAACAAUGCUGGCAUAUUUUCGAUGGGAGAGGCGCAAAAAUUCUCAGAGGAAGGAUACGAGCAGCACAUGCAAGUGAAUCAUCUAGCUCCGGCGCUGCUUUCAUUACUCCUUUUGCCGUCUCUCAUCCGAGGCUCUCCCAGCCGAAUUAUUAACGUUAAUUCCGUUAUGCAUAAUGUUGGUUUUGUUGACCCGGAUGACAUGAAUGUUGUUUCUGGAAGACGUAAGUACUCAAGCCUUGUAGGAUACUCGAGCAGCAAGCUUGCCCAGAUAAUGUUUAGUAGCAUUCUCUUCAAAAAGUUGCCUCUGGAAACAGGAGUUAGCGUCAUAUGUCAAUCCCCCGGUGUUGUCCUAACAAAUGUCGCCAGGGAUCUCCCCAGGAUACUACAAGCUCUUUACGCCGUGGUACCUUACUUCAUAUUUUCACCACAAGAAGGUUGCAGAAGUUCUCUGUUCUCUGCCACAGACCCUCAGAUUCCAGAGUACUGGGAAACACUAAAGAACGAUGACUGGCCUGUUUGCCCAUUCAUCUCUCCAGAUUGCCGCCCGGCAAACCCUUCCGAAGAAGCACACAACAUAGAAACUGCACAGAGAGUGUGGGAAAAGACGUUGGAGCUGGUGGGUCUUCCUCUCGACGCUGUUGAGAAGCUCAUAGAAGGGGAAAAUAUCCAAUGCCGUUAUGGAGCUCAACACGAUCGGCGUUGCUUUUUCUUUCUACAAUCCCUGCGAUUUUGGGUUUUCGGUUUUCGGAAAAAAAUGGGUGAUUGGGCUCAGCUUGCUCAGUCUGUGAUCUUGGGUUUGAUUUUCUCUUACCUUCUGGCUAAGCUGAUCUCGAUCGUCGUCACGUUUAAGGAAGACAAUCUCUCCCUUACUCGCCAUCCCGAGUCCGAACUAGAGAUUAAACCGGAGGUUGACUCGCGCCGCAUCGAAACUUCUACCGGAGGCUGCGCCGGCGGCGGCGAGGGUGAUUCGAUCGUGGCGGAACAGGGGAGCUCGAGAGGUGAUAGCGCCUCCGGUGACAGCGAGGAAGACGAUGAUUGGGAAGGCGUCGAGAGCACGGAACUCGACGAGGCUUUCAGCGCCGCCACUCUCUUCGUGACUACCGCCGCCUCAGAUCGGCUUUCGCAGAAGGUACCCAGCGAUGUUCAGCAGCAGCUUUACGGAUUGUACAAAAUUGCUACGGAAGGGCCUUGUACUGCUCCUCAGCCUUCAGCUCUCAAAAUGACUGCUCGUGCCAAGUGGCAAGCAUGGCAGAAACUGGGUGCUAUGCCCCCUGAAGAAGCGAUGGAGAAGUAUAUAGAGCUUGUUACUCAGCUAUACCCAACUUGGUUGGACGGUGGCGUGAAAGCUGGAAGUCGGAGUGGGGAUGAUGCAGUCUCCAAUUCAGGAGGAACCAUGGGGCCAGUUUUUAGCUCAUUGGUUUAUGAAGAGGAAUCCGAAAAUGAGUUGAAGAUUGAUGCCAUCCACGCAUUUGCUAGAGAAGGAGAAGUCGAGAAUUUGCUAAAAAGCAUUGAAAGCGGAAUUCCUGUAAAUGCAAGGGAUAGUGAAGGCCGAACACCGUUGCACUGGGCUAUAGACCGUGGCCACCUCAACAUUGCUAAAGUUCUGGUUGAUAACAACGCCGAUGUGAAUGCUAAGGACAACGAAGGCCAAACUCCUUUGCAUUACGCUGUUGUGUGCGACAGAGAAGCCAUCGCCGAGUUUCUGCUAACACAGCCUCUAAAGAUGAUGACGGAAAGUCCCCGCUCGAUCUCUGUGAAUCAGACUGGCCCUGGAUCCGAGAUUCCCAGAAGCAGACAGACUAAACAAAUACUAACCACAGAGACAGUGCCAUCGUCUUCUCUAAUUCCCGCAAUUGACUUAAACCCCGCCUUAGGCUAUCGGAAAAUGGCCGAGGCGGUGGUUUACACGCUACUAACCGCCACCUUCAUCGUCGUCCUCCUCUUCCUCGCUCAUACGAAGCAAAGCCAGACUCAAUCCAUUGAAGGUCUCAUAAGCCGCCGCCUCGGACGCAGACUUGAAAUGCCCGUGUUUGACCCUCUUGUGACCCGAAUCGAGAGGUUGUCUCACGAGAAAGAAGCACAUACAAAGACCGUUGAGGCUGCGAAGGAGGAGGAAGAUGAUAUGUAUGAGGAGUAUUUCGCGCAAGAGAGGAGGCUUAACACGACGUUGAGGAUCAAGUUCUUGUUUCCUCUGCUCGACGCAGCACCGAGGGAUGGGUUCGUGAGCUUGAAAGAGCUUCAGACAUGGAUGAUGCAGCAGACAGAGGACAACAUGGGUUACAGAACCGCCAACGAGCUCGAGCUACAAGAUAAAGACAAGGAUGGUGCCAUAACCUUUGAAGAGUACUUGCCUCGAUUCUCAAAGGAAGACAUUGAGAGAAACGAGAAGGGUCACGGUGAAGCUGGUUGGUGGAUGGAGCAAUUCAAGAACUCGGAUUUUGAUCACAAUGGCUCUCUCGACAUUGAAGAGUUUAACAAUUUCUUGCACCCAGAAGACAGCAGAAACGGAGAUGUUCAAAGAUGGGUUCUUAGAGAGCGAAUGACGGGCAUGGACACGAACGGUGAUGGGAAGCUAGAGUACAAGGAGUUCUUAGAGAACGCAUACGAAAUGUACAAAGAGUUUGCAAAGUUCGAGACAGAGGAGGAUGAGAGUGUGCCAACGGCUCAGCUUCUGUUCGCAGAGCUUGACAAAGACAAAGACAGGUUCCUCGUGGCCGAUGAGCUUCGACCCAUUUUGCAUUAUCUUCAACCUGGUGAGCUGAGUUACGCCAAGUACUACUCUACUUUCCUUUCCCACGAGGCGGAUGAUAAUAAAGAUGGUAAACUAUCACUUGAAGAGAUGUUGAACCACGAGGACGUGUUUUACAAGGCAGUUCACCACGAGGACUUGGACGACGAAGACUAUUUUGAUCAUGAUGAACUCUAACUUCUGUGUGUGUUUCCCUUUAAAUUUCAAUAACAAUUUUUUUUUUUGGUUAAUUGACUUCUUCGUCUCGUCUAGAUUGGGUUUUAAAGAUCUUUUUGGUUGGAUUUUUUUUUAUACAUUGGUAGUCUUAUAGUCAACUUAUGUAUAGGCAAAUUUGACGGGAAAGUUUAAUCCGUCCAAAUUGUAGAGCUUUAUGUUUAAAAUGACAAGAUGGUAAAAUUGCAAAUAAACGGAUAUUAAUCCUAUAUGUGUUUUAGAGAAAUUAAAACUUUUUGAGUCUCUUCUAAACAGAUACAG